AUGCUCGUCUACAAGAAGAAAGAUCUCCCUCCUGAUCCUGUCCAUCCUACAGACUUGGAGAAGCUAGGAUUCUUCAUCAACGAUCAAGAUCAAAUCCGUCAGAUCGCCAACGCAGAGGAAGGCUUCAAAUUCAAAAUCAAUGCCAACGAGAGAUGGAACGAUGUUCGCGGCAAUUCCUUUAACGAAUGCAUCCAACGCAUCGUCACUUCUCGUCUUCAAGAAGUCGGUCUAUCAACCUUACGCCUCCCACUCGGCAGCCAGCCAAAAGAUAAACAUGUCCCUAUCCUGGUCUCCCCAAACCUUCGCACCGCAAGCCGCAUAACCCUGAUCCUGGGCAGCCCCGACCAAGAACUCGGCAUCUGGACGUACCGCAGCAUCGCAGAGCAAAGCAUCAACAAGGGAUCGAUGGUGGAAAUCGCCAGGGAGAUCCUCACCAACAAACCCGAUACUGCAUUGAUAAUUGCGAACAUGGGCCAACUUGUGUAUCACUGUGGCUCUGGACGGGCGAUGUCUCAAGGCACUUGGUUUGCGCUCCCGGUCGAAACAGCAGCGCAUCCCCCGCCGAGACAGACGUGGAGAAAUCUCAUUCCGCGAAACACGAAUUGGAGGGAACAUGCUAAAUGCAUUUUUGAGGAUGUACUGGCGCCGGAGAGUAAGAUGGUUAAUCCUGAGGCGAAGAUUGAUAUCAUUGGAGUCGAAGAGGGAGGCUUGGGUGCCGUCGAGUACUUAGUCGAGAACUGGAAAUCAUGGAAUAGCUCAAUCUCAGGCAUCUGCUUCUCCCGCCCUCAGCACCAUAAACACCACCUCGGCGUCGAGGAUGAGCUCUCUGCCAGCGACGACAUCACCGUCCCCGAAACAGGCUCCUUCGCACAUUUCAUCUCAACCCGCUCUCGCGCCUAUGUAUUGUCUGACGAACCCCUCCAAUGGCCCGUCCCCGGAACUCUUGAGCAUGGCUGCAACACAUACUCCGGCAACGAGCCCGUCAACCACGAAGACGUCAUUGUUUCUUCGUGGAAGAGUAUGUUACAGUGGUUCGACAAAGUCUACGCCGAUCCAGCAUAUGAAGAGGCCGAGUUUGUAAUCGAAGAGACGGUAGAAGAUGACGAAGGGUGGGAGAAGUGGCGAAGGGGGGAAGUUGAUGCCAUUGAUGAUAUGCAGAAAUUGGCUGUGACUGAUGAGCUGGAAUCUUAG
Molecule: messenger RNA, 1191 nt
Organism: Talaromyces marneffei
Lineage: Eukaryota; Fungi; Ascomycota; Eurotiomycetes; Eurotiales; Trichocomaceae
Exons: 4
Coding region: 1-1191 (396 amino acids)
Biological process (GO): regulatory ncRNA-mediated heterochromatin formation
Cellular component (GO): nucleus
Molecular function (GO): siRNA binding
Source: RefSeq, a predicted model, not a curated record